Fusarium poae is the source of this 771-nucleotide messenger RNA. RefSeq lists its product as uncharacterized. The coding region runs from base 1 to 771 and encodes 256 amino acids. Gene Ontology annotation, biological process: proteasome-mediated ubiquitin-dependent protein catabolic process. Lineage: Eukaryota; Fungi; Ascomycota; Sordariomycetes; Hypocreales; Nectriaceae. Gene Ontology annotation, cellular component: nucleus; cytoplasm. Gene Ontology annotation, molecular function: protein binding. The record is from RefSeq and is a predicted model, not a curated record. The transcript has 4 exons.
AUGACGUCAUCUGCUUCUACAGCUACUCCUCUGAGACCUCAACAUGACUUUGAACUUCGUGUUGAAGAGGUCAAGGCCCCCAAAAGUGAUAUCAAUGCAUUGAUUCUGGACUACCUCACCAUGGAGGGAUAUCCAAACGCCGCAGCCAAUUUUUCCAAAGAGGCCAAUCUGGUCCCUCACCAGGAGACUCCUUCUAUCAUUGCCAGACAGGAAAUACAGAAUUGUAUCCAUAGCGGCAACAUUCAAACAGCUAUUGAAACAUUAAAUGAUUUCGAUCCAGAGAUCCUAGAUGAAGACAAGGCACUGCAUUUUUCUCUGCUACGACUUCAACUUGUCGAACUCAUUCGUACCUGUAACAUGCCUGGAGGCGAUAUUCGGCCUGCGCUUAAGUUUGCAACAGAACAACUGGGCCCCAGAGCACCCACAAACAGAAAGUUCCUUGGAGAUCUAGAAAAGACGAUGGCACUGCUCAUGUUCCCAUCGGACUCUCUUGAGCCAGAACUCGCAGCUCUGCUGAAGCCAGACCUGCGCCUAGAAGUAGCUGAUAACGUUAACCGUGCCAUUCUGGAGCGGCAAUCCCAAAGACGCGAGUCGGCUAUCCGCCAACUUGUGAGGAUGCGCGUUUGGGCAGAGACUACUGCUCGCGACAAAGGCAAAAGCCUGCCCGAGUGCCUGGAGCUCGAGGGCCUGGAGCUCGGCUUGAACGUGCCUGGCCUCGGUAGACUGCCUUCCCAGGCACGAAACGGCCACGACCCCAUGAUUACAACGUGA